AAGCACUUUUGCCCUGUGCGUCCUGACCAGCAGAAGCCGCUUCACACCUUUCCUGCAGGCGUGAAAGUCUGUUUGUCUUUUGUAAACAACUUUUAGUACAUCAUCCGCAACAGCACGGGUGUUUUAAUUAAGCUUGAAGGACAAAUCAUUUCUAUUCACAGGUCUGAGCAGAACUGUGAGAACAGUUCUGCCAAGCUGAGCUUUGAAGUGUUCCGUGGACUGCAGAGGUUUGAAACUGGAGGAGAGGAACCAGUGAGGCACAACAAAGGACAGAGGGGAAACAGAACACUCAGGAGAGGAUAAAAGAGAUGCGAAAAGCAUUCAGAAUACUCUCACACGUAAAUAUGGUAUUGAAAAAAAAAACAAUGUUGGUCAAAGUGUGUAGAGAGAGAAAAGGGGAUGAGAGCCCCGUGCGCUCUGGGAACCAUCCGGACAAGGAGUGAAAGACGGAUAUUCCCUGCCCCAGGACACACCCUCAUGCUCUCUCUCUCCCUCUCAUUGUUUCCCACAGUGACUCCGUGGCCGCCAGCCUUCGUAUCGGGUUUACAAAUGACCAGCCAGCCGCUCCAAUGACAAGAACACAAAAGUGAAAUCAUUCCGCCGGGGAGAAGCAACUUUGGUCGCUGCUUUGGUCACACACUCAUCAAGAAAUAGGAUUCAUACGAUUGUCCCCUCUCCAUAUUAUCUCUGAGAGUGGAUUAAGCUUUGAGAGAGACAGGAGAUGAAGAGAGAGUAUCAGCUAAUUGGGAUGUGAGUUCAAGUCAAGUGAGCCGGCAGAUUGGACCCGUAAAGCCUCUUAAGGCAGGUGGUGGUGGGAGGAAUACACCAAGGGGAGUGUGUGUUUGUGAGAAGCGUGCGUUUGUGUGCAUGUGUCAUUCCCAGAGGAAACCUGCCUUGGUCACAGCAGCAAGGGAGGGGUUGAUCAGGUGUGCGCGCGAGCGUGUGUAGGUGGGUUGAUUGCAGGGAGAGAUCCAAGCUGAGACAGAGUUAUGGUUUCUCCGGUCUGGACGCGAUGAAGUGGCUUUGCGGGAGUUUCAGGGUUUAAGACCGGCGAGGAAGAGGAGAGCUGGGCGGACGGAGGACACUGGAAGAGAGGAGUAGGAGGAGGGGGGACACCACCGCCACCAAAGCGCACAGCACGGUCCCCAGUCCCUUGAUGCAGGGAUGGAGAGCUCACGGGUGCACGGGAUAACUCGGAAGAAUCUGAGGAGCAGAGGUGAAAAGCUCAACGGGAAGCCAGACAUGAGAGCCGGGCGACACCAGGGACACUUCCACCUGCCGCGGACUGUGAUUUUUUUCGUCGCGCUCACGGUGCAAACGCAGGCUGUCUGUGCGGUUGGGAUGUUUGAGCUUCAGAUCCGACACUUUCAGAACCCACAUGGACGUCUGCAAACAGGAGAAUGCUGUGAUCUCCAGGCCAGCGGAGCACAGCACUGCUCUGCCAGGGACCAGUGUGACACUUUCUUCCAGGCCUGCCUCAAGGAGUACCAGGCCCGGGUCGCCCCAACUGGAGCCUGCACCUUUGGUACCGGCAGUACGGGUGUCCUGGGUGGAAACUCCCAGUUGUUCCACCACAGAGGACACGACAGGGGGGGAGGAGGAGAGGACGGGAGUAAUGGACACAUUGUCAUUCCUUUCCAGUACGCCUGGCCGAAGUCGUUCUCUCUGGUGUUGGAGGCUCUGGAUUAUGACAAUGACACAUCGAGUUCAGUCGAAGGUCAGUUGAUCGAGCGAAUCCUGCUCUCCUCCAUGCUGAACCCCGGUGAACAGUGGCAGACUUACCGUUACCACGGACGCUCUUUCAGCCUGGAGUACCGACUUCGUUUCCGCUGUCACUCCAACUACUACGGACCCUUCUGCAACAAGUUCUGCCGAGCCCGCGAUGACUUCGUCGGCCACUUCAGCUGCGACCAAAGCGGCUCCAAGGUCUGCAUGGAGGGCUGGACGGGGCCAGAGUGCAAAAUAGCGGUGUGCAGGCAGGGCUGUCAUCAAACCCACGGCUCUUGCGAUGUACCUGGAGAAUGCAAGUGUCAAUAUGGCUGGAAGGGUCAGCUGUGCGACCAGUGUAUUACGUUCCCAGGCUGUGUGUAUGGGAGCUGCACUGAACCUUGGCAGUGUGUGUGCGACGUCAACUGGGGAGGACUGCUGUGUGACAAAGAUCUAAACUACUGUGGCACCCAUCAGCCCUGUAAAAACGGCGGGACCUGUACGAACACAGAGCCCAACGAGUAUCAGUGUGAGUGCCAGGAAGGCUUCAGAGGACGCAACUGUGACAUCGUGGAACACGCGUGCUUGUCUUCCCCGUGUAUGAACGGCGCGACCUGUGUGGAAGACCAAACAGGGUUCAGCUGCAUCUGUAGCGAAGGCUGGACUGGACACACCUGCACAGAUGCUGUGAAGCAGUGUGAUCGCAGCCCCUGUGGCCAUGGAGCAACGUGUGAAGAAGCUCCUGGAGGUUAUCGCUGCCUCUGUCCACCUGGAUGGACCGGCAGGACGUGCCAGCUGGACAACAAUGAAUGUGAGUCAAGUAUCUGCAUCCACGCCCGCUCUUGUCGCAACCUGAUCGGAAGUUACCUGUGUGACUGCCUUCCUGGAUGGACGGGGCCUAACUGUGACAUCAGGAACAGCAGCUGUCAGGGUUUGUGUUUGAAUGGUGGACGUUGUGAGGACCAGGUGUCAGGGUCCAGAUGUGUGUGUCCACCUGGAUUCUCUGGAAAACACUGCCAAAAUCGCCAACGUCUGUGUGAUAGUGCCCCCUGUCUGCACGGAGGGCAGUGUGUGGAGAAGGAUGAAAGAACAGUCACCUGCAACUGCCCCACUGGAUAUUCUGGAAACUUCUGUGAGGUCGUGUUGGACUUGUGCAAUCCCAACCCCUGUCAACAAGGCCUGCAGUGUCACAUAAUAGAUGGCAGGAACACAUGCAUCUGUCCUGACGGUAACUAUGGUGACGAGUGCAUGAGCCUCAAAAAUCCCUGCAUUGGUCACCACUGUCAAGGCGCCAUGUCUGACUCAGCACACGGGGGCCUGAGCUUCUACAUGAUCCUGGUGGGAGUCUUAGCUCUGCUGACGGUCUGUGGCUGUGCCUCCUGCGCCUUCAUCCUGUCCCACCUCCAUCGGAAGCGGAAAAAGCAGCAGGCUGUCCCGCAGGAAGAAGGCAUCAACAACCAGAGGGAGUUUGUCAACCUCAUCAGAAACGUGGACCGUCCGGUGCCCCAGCUGCCCGCUGCCGCCCCUCUCACAAACCCUCCAGCCCCUGCCCCCAUCUCACGUUGCUACGAGGAGAUUGAACUGACCCUACCACCCUCCCCGGCCCCUUCACACCCUUCCCCAGCACUAAAGCCAGCACAUGCUGCCAAACUGGACAUUUCAAACCAGGAGAGGGAGAAGUUGAACCGCCUCCACUAUGCAGAUAACCAAGAGCUGGAGGUCUGACCCCAUGCUGACCUUUUAAAGCCCUGAGGAGCUGUUUUUUAAAUUUACUUUGCGUCCUUAGCACUCUUUUGCUCACAGGACCCCGUCUCCAGUUACUUGCACUGUGUCGAUGUUGCAGAUAUAAAAAUUAAAGGUGACCCUCUGACCUUUAUAAACACAGAUGUCUGUGCUCAGACACCAGAGGAACAAAGGCUGCUAAGCGGAGGGGUCGAAAGAGCGUCGUCGCCAUCGUCUUUGGACCUUCUUAACGGCCAUGAAAAAGCAGCACAGGCAUAAAGUUGAGCUGAAAGACUCAACAGUAAACUGAAAACUUAAAGACUUACAGACUUGCCUUUGAGUGCCUGUGAAACUGUCAAGAGUAAACAGAGGAUCUUCCUCCAUUUGAGUCCCGAUACAUUUCCUGUUCGGUGUUGCCAUCUGACUGUUGUCCAAACCUCCACUGACAGAAAGGAUCAGUGAACAGAUGCCUAUUUAACAUUUUUUUUGUGUGUGUGGCUGUGUGUAAGUGUGUGUGAGAGUGAACAAAAGACUGGAUAUAGUUAGUUUUUGUGAGAGGGGAAACAUUUCACUCUGCUUAGAGUGAAAGUGCAUCCUCCUGAACCAAAGGCUUGCAAGCCUCCUGAGAACAUUUUUAAAACUAUACACUGAUGCCUGUUUUGUCAUGUAAUACUGCAGUUUGCCCGAGAUGUAUGGUUUUUAUCAUACUUGUGUGUAACAUGGUUGUUUUUGUACAUAAAUAAUAUUGUACAUAUUGAUGCCCUUUUUGUACUGUGAUUCAUUCUGGAAGUAUCACUGUAUUACUGUCCCCUGUUUUUCCCCCUAUACUUUCCAUUUGGAGCAACCAGCACAUGUGGAAUGUAAUAAAAGUGCAUUUACCAACUCUUUUAUACCUUUUAUUAAACACCAGGGUUUAGUUGUCCAAAAUAAUCCCUGUGAGCCAAAAGCUUAGGCUUCAGACAGCUCUAAACCCUCUGUUCCAGACAGUUUUUCCUUAGGUCUGAAUAAUGAGAGGAAGAGCAGACAACCCUAACAUGGUCAACUGCUGUUCAGCUCUUCUGUUUUUGAGGGGCAGCUAAUCAGAGGAAAGCUGGUAUAAAGAGGGAGGAGCUAAAGAUGACAAGAUAAAUGAUUUAGGACUGUGAAUAAUGUAAAGCUGUGCUAGUCGAUAAUAACGCCCCAGUCUCUGUAGAUCUGCUUUUGACCAUAACAGUAUAUGUAACAAAAGGCACCCAAGCUUAUUUUUAAGCUUCGGAAUAGCAACAUUAGUCUUAAAUUACUUAUAUUUGUUUAAGAGUUAUCAGUUCGUCUAGUUCCUUGUCUCCUUGUAUGCAUUUUUCAGAUGUCACAACCAAGCUUUCUGUUUAUAAAUCACUGACAGAGUCCCUUGAGAGGAUCUUUCAUGUUGGAGCACAGGCACAAUGACUAGGUCUGUAAGUCACCAUAUACACAAUGACUUUCACUAGUUUCCUUCUCUUUCUGAUGCUGUCGGCGCCUGGAAAAUAUUGGAGACCACCUGACUGACCCCAGUUUUCCUAAAAAAUAAAUGUGUGGCUGCAAAAAAAAAAAAAGUAAUAAUAAUAACAGUAAGUUUCAAGAGCAGUGGGUUUGUGCAAACUGCUGGUCAAAAGUAUUUAAAAUGCUGGAAACACUGGCAAAUAUUUACUUAAAGUUUC
This is a messenger RNA of Haplochromis burtoni (Burton's mouthbrooder), 5105 nucleotides long. RefSeq names its product protein jagged-1b. The record is from RefSeq and is a predicted model, not a curated record. Gene Ontology annotation, biological process: Notch signaling pathway; multicellular organism development; cell communication. Bases 1165 to 3432 code for a protein of 755 amino acids. Gene Ontology annotation, molecular function: calcium ion binding. NCBI's taxonomy places the organism in Eukaryota, Metazoa, Chordata, Actinopteri, Cichliformes, Cichlidae. Gene Ontology annotation, cellular component: membrane. The transcript is spliced from 14 exons.